Molossus molossus (Pallas's mastiff bat) is the source of this 975-nucleotide messenger RNA. Its product is annotated as putative olfactory receptor 56B2. The coding region runs from base 1 to 975 and encodes 324 amino acids. NCBI's taxonomy places the organism in Eukaryota, Metazoa, Chordata, Mammalia, Chiroptera, Molossidae. Gene Ontology annotation, molecular function: G protein-coupled receptor activity; olfactory receptor activity. Gene Ontology annotation, cellular component: membrane. Gene Ontology annotation, biological process: G protein-coupled receptor signaling pathway. The transcript has 2 exons. The record is from RefSeq and is a predicted model, not a curated record.
AUGCUAAUCAUAAUUCAGAAUAUCAAAGUCUCCAACAUCUCUAUGCUCCAGGUUUCGGAGUUUAUUCUGAUGGGAUUUCCAGGCAUUCACAGAUGGCAGCAUUGGCUCUCCCUGCCCCUGGCUCUGCUCUACCUCUUAGCUCUCAGUGCCAACAUUCUUAUCCUGAUUGUCAUCAAUCAAGAGCCAACACUGCACCAGCCUAUGUACCAUUUCUUGGGCAUCCUGGCUGUGGUAGACAUGGGCCUGGCUACAACUAUUAUGCCCAAGAUAUUGGCCAUCUUGUGGUUCCAUGCCAAGGCCAUCAGUCUCCCCGAGUGCUUUCUGCAGAUGUAUGUUAUACAUUGUUUUGUAGGCAUGGAGUCAGGUAUCUUUGUCUGCAUGGCUAUAGAUAGAUAUGUAGCCAUUUGUCGACCACUACACUAUCCAUCAAUAAUUACUGCAUCUUUUGUGGUCAAAGCAACUGUAUUCAUGGCACUCAGAAACACCAUGGCUACUAUUCCAGUGCCUGUAUUGGCUGCUCAAAGACACUACUGCUCACAGAAUCAAAUAGAACACUGUCUGUGCUCUAAUCUUGGUGUCACUAGUCUUUCCUGUGAUGACAGAACAAUGAACAGUAUUUACCAGCUACUUCUGGCUUGGACAAUAAUGGGUAGUGACCUGGGUUUGAUUAUUUUAUCAUAUGCUUUGAUACUUCACUCUGUGCUCAAACUGAACUCAGCAGAAGCUGCAUCUAAGGCCCUAAGUACCUGCACAUCCCACCUCAUCCUGAUCCUUUUCUUCUAUACAGUUGUCAUUGUUAUUUCUAUCACCCAUAGUGCAGCACUGACAGUUCCCAUCAUUCCAGUGCUACUCAAUGUACUGCAUAAUGUCAUUCCUCCUGCCCUCAAUCCCUUGGUGUAUGCUCUCAAGAACAAGGAGCUCAGGCAGGGUUUGUAUAAGGUUCUUAAGCUAGACACCAAGAGAACUAACACAUAG